Biomphalaria glabrata is the source of this 1928-nucleotide messenger RNA. RefSeq lists its product as uncharacterized. Lineage: Eukaryota; Metazoa; Mollusca; Gastropoda; Planorbidae. The coding region runs from base 273 to 1004 and encodes 243 amino acids. The transcript is spliced from 3 exons. The record is from RefSeq and is a predicted model, not a curated record.
UUCAAUGACAUGUAGAACUACUUCAAUGACAUGUAGAUCUACUUCAAGGACAUGUAGAACUAUUUUCAAUGUAUCAAUGAUAACAGUGAUUUGCGUGUUUCUAUUUUUAAAUAGGCGUGAAAGGGGGUGAGGGGUACUCAAUAUCUAGAACAAAGAUUUCAGUGACUAUAAGGAUUGUCAUUCUUAUUCAGUUCAAGAAAGUGAAUCACAUGCUUCAUUCUGUCAAACAUUAUCUUGAAUUCGUUAUUUCAUUUGAGGUUUGCUCCUGAAACAUGGCUUUUAAGUCGAAAGGUCUACUGAUUAUUUUGGCUAUAACCUGUUUCGUGGUUAACUUUGACCGGACUAACCAGAUAUGCGAUCCAGAUGUACCUUCCAGAGUUCCGCCUAAACUGAAUGCUGAUGUCCAGGGCGUUUAUGAAACUGACUGCUCUGAGGGUCAGUACCUUGACUUUUACACGUGCUUACCCUGUGAAGAAGGAACAUACAGAACUAAGCAGAUGGCUGCACUUGAUAGGUACUCGGAGUGUCAAAAAUGUCAAGAGCCAGGCAUGCAUGAGUAUGUAAACGAGUCUUGUACAAAGACUCGAGAUGCUUUGAUCAUGUGUUUGGGGAAUUUCUACCGUCAUGAAACUGAGGGAAAGCCUUGUGACUCUGAAUGUCGGCAGUGUGAAGUCUGUGGCAUUGGUAAAAACUUGUAUAGAAAUUAUGAAGCUCGUCAGUGUGACGGUUACGAAAACACUUUCUGCUGUGAUGAGGAAAACAUGGUGGUAGUAAAUGGAAGGUGUGCUGCAACCACAACAUUCUCUUCUACUAGGGAAUUGGUCACCUCAUCUUUACCUUCUAUAGGCAGCAGUGCCAAGUCCAUUACCAGCAAGGCGCCCAAAUAUAAUGAAACUGGUAAAGCUAAACGUCAAAAUGUACGCAGCAAGGCCAUUUCAAAGCAUCGUAUUUGUUUUCCAUUAGCUGCUUUGUUGUUACUGGCAAUUACUUAUGAUAUUUUAUAAAUAAUUUAUUCUACUUUUACCGCAUCUAGCUAGUAAUCUCAGCUCAAUUUUAUCUAAACAGCGGCGUAGCUAGGGAUUUGGGGUCAGGGCGGGGCUUGUAUCCUUAAGAGGCCUCUGCAUUUUGAUAUUCGACAUGGUGUAACAUUUAAUGUAAAAAAAAAAUAAUAUUCGGACACUCACCAGUGGAUGUCGGGGGGAGGAUUCUCAAAUUUGGACUUCCCCCACCCCUAACCUAGUUACGCCACUGUAUCUGGAUAACCAAAAUCGACAUUGGUGUACUUUUUUCUAUAUCACUUCACUUUUGCUAGGAACGUUGCAGUGAGAUCUGGUGAAGAGCAAGUACUAUUUCUGUAGAUACCUGAUGUUUUGCAGUGCUCUGCGGUGAUUUGUAGUGAUAUUCUGUGAUAUUGUCUUAAUGUUGUUAAGUCAUGGGUGCUUCAUUUGAUGCGAAGACAGAUGCUAGACCGUAUUUCCCGAUAGAUGUCUCAUGUUAUUUAGUUUGAUUUUGCAUGAUGUUACUUAAAAUUUAGUUAUGUGUAUUAAAUGUUAUGUAGUUAUGUGUAUUUUAUGUGAUAUAGUUAUGUGUACCUGAUGUGAUGUUAUAUGUAGUUCAUGGUAUGUAGUUAUGUGUUCUUGCAGUGAUGUUUAUUUGAUGUUGUGUAGUUAAGUGUGCUUGAUGUGAUGUGAUGUGUAUUUGAUGUUGUGUAGUUAUGUGUGCUUGAUGUGAUGUGAUGUCUAUUUGAUGUUAUGUAGUUAUGUGUUCUUGAAGUGAUGUGUAUUCGAUGUUAUGUCGGAAGCGUGGUCGAGAGACCAAGUGUGCUUGAACUUGGCUUGGCUUGGCUACCUAGAAGGGGGCUCGAGGUUCGACACCCGACUCGGGCAGAGUUGUGUUUACUGAGCGCCUAAAGGCAGCACGGAAAACCA